GCGGUGCUGUUGUCACUUGGGGGGACGACUCCUGUGGCGGUGACAGCACUGAGGUCCAGGAGCAGUUGAAGGAUGUCCUGACCAUCCGCAGUACUUCCUUUGCUUUCGCCGCACUUCGAAGAGACGGCAAAGUUAUCACCUGGGGAUGCCCCUCUGCAGGCGGCGACAGCAGCGCUCUUCUGCAGGAGCUAGAAGAUGUGAAUAGAUACCUUCCUCCCCCGAGCACAAAGAGAUGCUCGAAGCGCCGCAAGCGGAGUUGUGAGCGAGAGCCA
Molecule: messenger RNA, 272 nt
Organism: Symbiodinium pilosum
Lineage: Eukaryota; Dinophyceae; Suessiales; Symbiodiniaceae
Source: the annotation of a GenBank genome assembly